UGUGUAUUUGGUAUCAUUCAGUGCAGCACUAGCUCAGUGAAAACAAUCAAAAUGUUCAAAUACAUGUUCGUAUUCGUGUGCAUGCUGGUGGCAGCCAUGGCUGAGCCCAAGCCCGGCGUGCUGUACAGCGCGGCAUACACGGCGCCCGUGGCGGCGGCGUACACCGCGCCGGUGGCUGCUGCCUACACCGCGCCGCUCGCCUACUCCGCCUACUCCGCGCCGCUCGCCGCCUACUCCGCCUACCCCUACGCCUCACCCUAUGCUGCUUACUACCUCAAGAAGUAAAUUGAACAACUCAAAAAAUGGUCACAAUUCUAAAAAUACAAUAAAUAAGUAACCCAACAACAUC
This is a messenger RNA of Helicoverpa zea (corn earworm), 349 nucleotides long. RefSeq names its product pupal cuticle protein C1B-like. The transcript is spliced from 2 exons. Bases 52 to 285 code for a protein of 77 amino acids. The record is from RefSeq and is a predicted model, not a curated record. Lineage: Eukaryota; Metazoa; Arthropoda; Insecta; Lepidoptera; Noctuidae.